This is a messenger RNA of Polistes canadensis, 1922 nucleotides long. Its product is annotated as protein phosphatase inhibitor 2-like. The transcript has 4 exons. Gene Ontology annotation, biological process: regulation of signal transduction. NCBI's taxonomy places the organism in Eukaryota, Metazoa, Arthropoda, Insecta, Hymenoptera, Vespidae. The coding region runs from base 201 to 752 and encodes 183 amino acids. The record is from RefSeq and is a predicted model, not a curated record. Gene Ontology annotation, molecular function: protein phosphatase inhibitor activity.
UGCGCAAAACUAGAUUUUUAAUGUUAGAUAGAAUGAGAUAGACAAAAGGUAGGAAAAGUGAGAGUAGUGUUUGUGUCCUCUGUAGAAGAUUUGCGGUAUGUACCGAGUGUUAGGUUAUUCGGUUCGAAUCAAAUUUUAAAGUAACUAUGCUGAUAAUAAGAAAAAUAUCUUGAGUGAUUAUUAUUUCUAUUGUCUAAAUAAUGGCAGAAAAUCUGUCGAAACGGCCUUCUAAAGGAAUCUUGAAAACUUCCAGCAGUUUCGAUAAUCCAGAAGCGCCUAGACCAAGUAAAGAAACAAAAUGGGAUGAAAUGAACAUUAUCGCCACUCUUCAUCCACCCGAUAAAGAUUAUGGCCAUAUGAAAAUAGAUGAACCUAAAACCCCAUAUAGUUAUGAAGGCCUCGGUAAUGAACAUGAAUUAGAUGAAAUAGAUACUGUUGCGAUUGCGACUAAAUUAGCUGAAGGUACUAAGCCAAAAAUUUUUGAUGAACCAAGCGAGGAUGAGGACGAAGAAGAAGAAACACCAGAAGAAAGAGAAAAGAGAAAAGCAUUUGAAGCAAAAAGAAAAGGUCAUUACCGUGAAUGGCAUGCUGUACAAUUAGCACGAAAGCAGCUAUUGGAACAAGAUGAAGACGAAGACGAAGAUGAUGAAGGAGAGAAUAAAAAUGACAGCGAUACAUCAUCGGAAGAAGAAAGUGCAUUCAAAACACGUUUUAAGUGCAUGCCGUCCUGUGAUAGAAGAGAAAACAAAUAAAUAAAUAAAAACAAAGAAGAAGAAGAAUAAAAAGAAAUCUUUAGUAAUCCAAUUUUAUAUCAUAGAUAAUUCUCUAUGUCAUCGUUUGUAAAUAAAUAUAACAAAGAGAUUAGAUUCUUUUUUAUAAUUUCUCAAUUUCAGUAUAUUACUGAUUAAGUUGUUUUUUAACUUAUAUCUAAAUUCUAUUAAGAAUGAUUAUAACAUCAUUAUCAUUUGAUAAUUCUUUACAUGCUUAUUUUUUUUAUACUUAUUAUAUAUGUGUGAUUUAUAUAUUCGUAUUUAUGUAUUUCAUUUAUAUAUAUAUAUAUAUACAUAUAUAUGCAGUGCAAUGUCUAUUAUUAUAAAUUAGAUAACAUUUUCGUGAUAAUAAUUUUGUAUAUAUGUACAAUCGAAAAUGAUAAUUUUAAAUAACCGUGCAUUUAAAACAACAGCAACUAAUAUUAAUUAGAAUAUUAUAUUUUUGGUCUUUCAUGUUGCUCCAAUUAAUAGAAAUAAUAUGACAUUGAAUCAUUGUAAUUAAAUCACCAUUUAACGACCAUCACCAACCUCGUGUCAAGAUUAGUACAAAUUUAUGCGCGUGCAGUAUUGAAUAUAAUAGAAGAAAAGGAAUACACUAAUUUUUAGAUGAAUGCAGUUUGAAUUUAAUCGAGUAUUCCAUAUUAUAAUGAUUAUAAUCGUUCUUAUAUAUACAUUAAGGUAGACGUAAACCAUUGAAUGUUAACAAUGGACUGAAAUAUGUAAUUAGAAAUAACAUAUUAAACGUAGAAUAGCUUAAAACAAUAACAACAAAACAAACAUAUGAUUGUGACUAAUUUAAAGAAAGUGUACGCAUUGAUAUUAGAGUUGCCAUUCGUUUAAAAGUUAAAUAACAAUUAUAUAUUGUACAAUGUAUAUCCGUCUGAUAAUUAGAUACAUUUUUAUUCAAACGAUAGUAAUAAUUAAUACAAAUUUAUGAUAAUAUAUCUUUUAUAUUAUUAGAUUUGCAAUUUAUUCUUUUCCAGAAAACGAAAGUGAAUUAAAUGAAAGUUGUGAUUAACUAUUUCCAGUUAAAAGUUAAGCUAUUUUGUAGAAGUAUGCUUAUUACUAUAUAUUAAUAGUAUAUUUAAAUAGUUGCCAUGCGUAGGAAGCAAAAAGAUGUAUUAUCCAAAGAUAAAUAAAUUAACUAUCUAA